GACAUCAUCAUCCUGCCGCACAUCGUGCUCAACCGCCGCACCUCGGGCAUCAUCGAGAUCGAGAUCAAGCCCCUGCGCAAGACCCAGGACACCAAGAUGAUCGUGGGUGAGGAGAAGAAGUUCCUGCUGCCCUUCUGGCUGCAGGUCAUCUUCAUCUCGCUCCUCCUCUGCCUCUCGGGCAUGUUCAGCGGCCUCAACCUGGGCCUCAUGGCCCUGGACCCCAUGGAGCUGCGCAUUGUGCAGAACUGUGGCACAGACAAAGAGAAGAACUAUGCCAAGCGCAUCGAGCCCGUGCGGCGCCAGGGCAACUACCUGCUCUGCUCCCUCCUGCUGGGCAAUGUCCUGGUCAACACCACGCUUACCAUCCUGCUGGACGACAUUGCCGGCUCUGGGCUGGUGGCCGUGGUGGUCUCCACCAUCGGUAUCGUCAUCUUCGGCGAGAUCGUGCCGCAGGCCAUUUGCUCUCGGCACGGCCUGGCCGUGGGCGCCAACACCAUCUUCCUCACCAAGUUUUUCAUGAUGAUGACCUUCCCGGCCUCCUACCCCGUCAGCAAGUUGCUGGACUGUGUCCUGGGCCAGGAGAUUGGCACGGUCUAUAACCGUGAGAAGUUGUUGGAGAUGCUGCGGGUCACCGACCCUUACAACGAUCUAGUCAAGGAGGAGCUCAACAUUAUCCAAGGAGCCCUGGAGCUGCGCACCAAGACGGUGGAGGACGUGAUGACUCCCCUCCGAGACUGCUUCAUGAUCGCUGCCGAGGCUGUGCUCGACUUCAACACUAUGUCUGAGAUCAUGGAGAGCGGCUAUACUCGCAUCCCUGUUUUCGAGGGUGACCGCUCCAACAUUGUGGACCUGCUCUUUGUUAAGGACCUGGCUUUUGUGGACCCCGAUGACUGUACUCCGCUCAAGACCAUCACCCGCUUCUACAACCAUCCACUGCACUUCGUCUUCAACGACACCAAGCUCGAUGCCAUGCUGGAGGAGUUCAAGAAAGGCAAGUCUCACCUGGCUAUAGUACAAAGAGUAAACAAUGAAGGAGAAGGGGAUCCUUUUUAUGAAGUCCUGGGAAUUGUCACUUUAGAAGAUGUGAUUGAAGAGAUCAUCAAGUCUGAAAUUCUGGAUGAAACAGAUCUAUACACUGAUAACAAGACGAAAAAGAAAGUAGCUCAUCGGGACAGGAAGCAGGACUUCUCUGCCUUCAAGCAGACAGACAGCGAGAUGAAGGUUAAAAUAUCACCGCAGCUCCUCCUGGCAAUGCACCGGUUCCUGGCAACAGAAGUAGAAGCAUUUGGUCCAUCCCAGAUGUCAGAGAAGAUCCUUCUCAGGCUGCUAAAACAUCCCAACGUCAUCCAGGAGCUGAAAUACGACGAGAAGAACAAGAAAGCCCCAGAACACUACCUCUACCAGCGAAACAAGCCCGUCGACUACUUUGUUCUCAUUUUACAGGGGAAAGUGGAAGUGGAGGCUGGGAAAGAGGGGAUGAAGUUUGAAGCUGGUGCUUUUUCCUACUAUGGGGUGAUGGCCCUCACAGCAUCGCCAGCCGAAAACAAGUCUCCACCUCGGCCCUGCGGCUUGAAUCACUCAGACUCUUUAAGCCGAAGUGAUCGCAUCGAUGCAGUGACGCCAACGUUAGGGAGCAGCAACAACCAGCUGAACGCAUCUUUCCUCCAAGUGUAUGUUCCGGACUACUCAGUGAAAGCACUCACAGACAUUCAGUUUGUCAAGAUCUCAAGACAGCAGUACCAAAAUGCCCUGAUGGCAUCCCGGAUGGACAAAACACCUCAGUCCUCGGACAGUGAAAACACUAAAAUUGAACUGACUCUUACGGAGCUGCAUGAUGGUUUGCCGGACGAGACAGCAAACCUGCUGAAUGAACAGAACUGUGUGACUCACAACAAGCCCAACCACAGUAUGCACAGUGAAGGAGCGAUCUAGGAGCUGACUCCCCACAGCCCACCCAUCCCAUCUCCUCAGCAGGACCAGCCCUCGCUCCUUCCUGCCUCCUCCCCGAGUGUGAACACCGUUAGUAUGUGCUUGCAACACUGUGCUGCAUCCAGUGUUCUGAGACCAAAGACUUUUGCGUCCGUUCUGGGAGCAGAAGAGGAAGAAACAGGAAGAAAGGAGCAAAGAGCAAGACAGACUAAAGCCCCCAAGCGUACUUUGGGAAUGGUGAGCCACCCUUGAGAACGAUGAAAAUACUUCUUGCAAAGUAGAAUCAUGUUUAUUUUUUAUCUGUAUUUUUGAUCCUUGUUGGGUUUUUCCUCCUCAAACACAUAAGGAGAAGUUUAAAAGCUCCUCCAGUUAUUUUUUCAAGAGAGAUCAUGUUUUUAAAAAGUAUUUUGCAGAGUUUUAAAUUGUUUCUGUCCCCCCUGAACCUCAAAUGGGCUUUGUCGUAGUUUUGUGAAUUGGCUCCAAUGUCCUUAGGCCUCUCUUCACCCAUCGCUGGUCCUUUUUGUUGCCCUGUUGAAAAAGUUAGUAACUGGUACUUGUAUGUUAUUUGUGUCCUAAGAAUGAGCAAGCUUCAAGGAACCUCUGGUUUCAGCCACCUGGAGGGCCGAGGGAUGAGUAUUACUACAUUCUUCCAGUUAAGUUUCAGGGAAGGAGUGGUUACUUUGGUAUUUAAUGAUCUCUCAAAUUUCAGAAGGUUUAUUGGUAAAACAGGCAAAAGCGUUGUUACACUUACAGUUUUGUAACCUCCAAAACCUUUGUCUAUUUUGAAGAUGAUACUGAAGGGGGGAAGGAGUUAAUUAGCACAACUGCAGUCUCGUGAAAUGAAAGCUGGGUGUAAUUUUCCGUAGUGAAGUAACUGGGUGAUUUUUCAUUGAUGUUCCUGACAAUUGCAUGGUGAAGUAAUGUGCACACCCCAAAACGACAAGCUUUAAAGCACUCCCAUGCUGUAGGGGUCUGCGCAUCAUCACCUUGGCCAGAGCAGAUGUGCAGUCUUUGCUAAAUAACAGGGAACACCAGUCCCUGUCCCCCCUUCAAUCUCUAGUAUUAACACACAAGAUGCUGCUACACUUACACCCAAAGUACAUCCUCCAGGUGACAGUAAACCUCUGCCAGCCCAAGGAUGGGCUCUGCUGAGGAGUCAGGACCAUCCUCUCCUCUCCAGGAACUGACAAAACUUUCCGGACGCGAGUGUAUUGCACUUCAGGGAUUCGGAAAGGUUCAUUUCCAGGCUGUUCCCAGCCACAUUCCUUCCUUUGAGUGGUUUUAAUGCAUUUCCUUCUCUCUUGCCCCUUUUAACAGCCAUUUUAGGGAUUACCAUGGUAGCAGAGCAGAGAGCCUCCCCCUUGGCUGCUGCUAGUGCAGGGCACCCUGCCUUGGGCAGCAGAAACCAAUUCCUCCACCCCAAAAACCUGAAUGCAGAUCGGGUGCAAGCAAGAGGCACCUCGUGGCAGUUGUGCAUCACACGUUCCCCACUCCCACAGGUGGAGUCCAAGUCCUCAAACAAAAAAAAGUCCCAUCCCCUUCGAUACUCUCCCCUUCCAGUGCUGUCUCAAACAAAAUGUGAACGUUGCAUUGCCUUUGGUAUCUGGAGUGAUUAAUAAAUCAGGCCUUGCGGUUUUUCUGUUUCGAGACCCUUCCAUGGCCCCUGGCUAUGUAGCAUUUCCCUUCUUUUCUUUACACUUUCGUAAUCUCAUCUGACCCUCAGAAGAAGCCCCCAGCCCCAUGUGCAACUGCCAGAGCUCUCUGUGCCUGCACGCCUGCCCCAUCCCUCCUGCUCGCCGGCCGGGGAGGGCACUCGCCGCAAGUUCCCGUGGUCCAUCUUUGCAAAUGGUGGCAGGAAAGGUGCAAUAUUUUGCUGCAGGAUCUCCCUGCAGGAAAUUGGAGUGCAUGGUGUCAGAGCCGAUUGGGUCUGCGUGUGUGUCUCCUCCUCGCUCUUUCGGCUUCAGAAAGCAGACCUAAUUUUUGCUGUCCUCCCUGAUGGGAAAGGUGCACUUCUUCCUUGGAGUCACCCAUGAGGAUGAAGUCUCCACAAGGGGGCAUAGAAAUCGCACAGUAUCUAACUUGUGCACCCAGUGAGGAGGAAACAGGGCCCCCAAAACCUUACUCUCACGUUUAGCUUUUUAUUAACUUGUUUUGAGUCCCAUCUAAAAGCAUUUCCUGAUCUCCAUCCUCGCUCUGAUGUGCACCAAUCUGCUACCCCCGAGAGCACAUGGCUCAGCGUCGGCAAGGGCUGGCCUAAGCCCGGCUCAUUCCCAGAGAGCUGCCAAUAUUGCACCUUUCUUGCAGAGCAAAAUGUUGAGAUGUUACAGCAUUUGUCCUCGGUGAGGGACUCGCCUCGCCAGCGUUUAUCUAGUGUUGCUGAAUGUAAAAGUUUGUCAGAAGUGUUCGACACGGUGGUGAACUUGAGAUGCAGUAUCCGUUUUGUCAAACCUGCCGAAGGAGGGAAGGCUCAAGUCAAGGCAGCUCUCUCUCUGGGUCGAGGUUGCUCGCUGGAUCUGACUUCUGCUUCUUAUGGCAGGGUAUGGGUUUUUUUUUUUGUCUG
Messenger RNA from Egretta garzetta (little egret), 4489 nucleotides. RefSeq names its product cyclin and CBS domain divalent metal cation transport mediator 2 (gene CNNM2). The record is from RefSeq and is a predicted model, not a curated record. Gene Ontology annotation, biological process: magnesium ion homeostasis; transport. The transcript is spliced from 7 exons. Gene Ontology annotation, cellular component: plasma membrane. The annotation marks the transcript as partial. Gene Ontology annotation, molecular function: magnesium ion transmembrane transporter activity. Lineage: Eukaryota; Metazoa; Chordata; Aves; Pelecaniformes; Ardeidae.